Emericellopsis cladophorae is the source of this 1116-nucleotide messenger RNA. RefSeq names its product Chitinase-like protein. Gene Ontology annotation, molecular function: chitin binding; chitinase activity. NCBI's taxonomy places the organism in Eukaryota, Fungi, Ascomycota, Sordariomycetes, Hypocreales, Bionectriaceae. The coding region runs from base 1 to 1116 and encodes 371 amino acids. The transcript is spliced from 5 exons. Gene Ontology annotation, biological process: chitin catabolic process; carbohydrate metabolic process. Gene Ontology annotation, cellular component: extracellular region. The record is from RefSeq and is a predicted model, not a curated record.
AUGUCUCCAUUCGCCAACGCUGUAUACUAUCCAUCUUGGAAAGUAUACAAAGGAAAGCCGCCGUCGUCGCUGAAUAUCCGUGUAGCCACGCAUGCAUUCUAUGCGUUCGUGAGGGUCAACGAGAAUGGUACACUUCGGCUCCUGGACGAUUUUGGUGAUUUGCGGAAGCAGGUCGAUGGGGAGCAGGGGUGCCUAGCCGCCUUUGCAAAGAUGAAGCGAGAGAACCCGCACUUGAAGACACUCGUCUCGAUAGGCGGUGGCUCAGGGAGUGCCGAGUUCCCUGCGAUGGCUGCCAAUCCUGCAGCGAGGGAAAGAUUCGCGAGAGAAGCUCGCAACUUCUGUGACAAGUACGAGUUUGACGGGGUCGAUAUCGACUGGGAGCAUCCUACCCAGUGCGAUGAAGGCGAGAAUUAUGUCAAGCUGGUUUGGGAUGUCCGCAGGACUCUACCGGCCCCUGCGUACCUCGUUAGUACAGCCCUGCCCGUCGGUCAAUACUGCCUCAAGCACGUUGAUCUGAGGACGGCCGGUGCCCUCCUUGACUUCCUCAACCUCAUGGCAUACGACUUCACCGGAGCCUGGACCGACGUUUGCGGUCAUCAGGCCCAGUUACUGGCUCCGCAGGAAAACACGUGCUCAACGCUUCGCAAGUCAGGAGCCGCUGGUGUUGACUAUUUACUUGCGAAUGGCUUCCCAAGGGAGAAGAUUCUACUUGGCGUGCCAGCGUAUGCCAAAUAUUUUCCUCAGGCCAGCGGCCCUGGUCAUUCAUUCCACAGCGCUGGGGAGAUGGAGUAUUCUGAUAUGCCCGAGAGCUGGAUCUUGGAUGCCCACAUAGACCAUCAUGCUGCAACGGCGUCACAUGUUGACUUGGAGGGCGGAAAAGUUUCCUCGCGGUCAAAACCAGGCUUCUUCGGAGAGAUCCCUCCCUCGCAGCCACGCAACAGCGUCAUGUGGGUUGCCCGCCUUACGAAUCGUUGCGCACGGGGGGCUGUGCAAGGCGUCAGGAUUCCCACGAGGAAGCGCGAGACCGCGCGAGACCGCUCGAGACCGCUCGAGAUCGCGGGCGUGGACUCGGAUCGCAUAGCCUCAUCGGCGCCAGAGAGAGCGCGAAGCUCAUAA